AGCAGAAGCAGAACGUGGCUGCAAUUCUAUUUCCUCCAUUGCAGCAUAAUUAGUUCAGACAGGAAAAUCAAGUCUUCCUCUUAAAGUGGUUGGGUUGUAAUCUUAUGAACACGGUGGUGAUGAUGACUGACCGACGCACAUCCCUCUUCUCCUCUGAGAGAUGACGAAUAUGAACGGGGUCUAGGUGGGGGAGCAGUCUUUGGGGAGGGGGAGGAGGAGGAGGGGGAGGAGGCGCAGAAGGAGAAACCACUGGCUGUGACAGUGACAGUUCUGCGUCUCUCCACCGGCUUUCCCCCCUCUGCGCUUCAUCAUCAUCAUCAUCCUCCUCAUCGUCAGCCUCAACAACAGCAGGCUUCAGCUUCAUCAGCAGAGGCAGGAGCAGGAGCGGGAGCGGCGUCCAUCCGUCGACAGCGUGGAGAACAAAUAAGCAGCACGCAUCUUCAAGAGGCGCUCCGCUCGAGGGGGGAAGAUGGGGAAAUGGCAGUUGCAGUUGACCAAAUGUGAGGAUCAAGAAAUCAAACGAGAUCUUCAUUUAUGACAUAAACGUGGGUUUGUGCAUCCGUAGGAACUCUUUAAAGAACAAAAGAUUAUCGCUUCUGACGCCUAAAGAAACAUGGAUGUAUCUUCAUCCUCGCUCCAGUACGGAUCAAAAAAGCGGGUUAAGAUUCACCCAAACACAGUGACAGUGAAAUAUGCCACUCACUUCCCCCAGCCUGGCGAUGAAGGGUAUGAUGAUGCACCCUCCUUUGAGGACUUUGGCGCCUUCGCAGAAGCUAAUGUGGAAAAGAGACUGGUGUCAGACAGCAAAGGUGGCAGGACUUUCUUUGGAACCAUGGAGACUCAGCCUAAGCAGCCAAGUGUGCAAAGAGACAAGGGGGUCGGGGGCCAGCUGGCUAGCUUUGGCGAGGCGAAUGUCUUGGCCUCCAGGGUGACCUGGAUGGCCUUGUUUGGGGCCGCGGUGGCUCAUGGUUGUGUGGCACUGAUUACUCGUUUAGCAGCCGACCGCUCUAAAGUGCCCUCCCUCGAGCUGCUCUUCAUCCGCUCUGUGAUCCAAGUGCUGUCCAUCCUGGUGGUCUUCUACUACCAUGAGGCCCCCUUUGGCCCCAAGGGCUACCGCCUGCGUCUCUUCUUCUAUGGCGUCUGCAACGUAAUCUCUAUCACCUGCGCCUACACCUCUUUUGCCAUAGUCCCGCCCAGUAAUGGCACCAUCAUGUGGCGUGCCUCCACCACAGUCUUCAGUGCAAUACUGGCCUUCCUGCUCUUGGAUGAGAGGCUGGGCUACACAGAUGUGGUCACAGUGGUGGGAAGCGUGUUUGGUCUGUGCCUGGUCAUGGUGCCAAACGUAGCAGACGAGGAGAAGUCCAGGCUGGGCUUUUGGAAGGAGGCCUUUGGCUACACAAUGACAGUGAUGGCCGGUUUGACAGCUGCCCUCUCCAUGAUCGUCUACAGAGCCAUUAAGGAGCGCGUCAGCAUGUGGACGGCACUCUUUACCUUCGGCUGGACGGGCACAGUGUGGGGCGCCUCCACCAUGUUUAUCAUGCAGGAGCCCAUCAUUCCUCUAGAUGGGGAGACCUGGGGCUAUUUAAUUGGGAUCUGUAUCUGCUCCACUGUGGCAUUCCUCGGAGUAUACUAUGCUCUAAACAAGUUUCAUCCAGCCUUAGUUAGCACCGUGCAGCACCUAGAGAUCGUGGUCGCCAUGUUCCUCCAGCUCAUUGUUCUGAGGAUGAUCCCAUCAAUCUACGACGUCAUCGGUGGCCUGGUCAUCAUGAUCAGCGUCUUCACCCUGACAGGAGUCAAGCUGUACAGGGUGAGCAGGGCCAUUCGGCAGGAUUACCAAGAGAUCCUAGACUCGCCCAUCAAAUGAGUUUAGAUAUGUCAGCAUAUUUGUUUACAAUGUUGCUUGGUUGUGCAAUUUAAAGAAUGUCUGGAUCUUCAUCUGAUGAUUUUGUAUUGUUGUGUUGUUGGAAGAGUGCCAGUUGUGUAACUAAUGUCUUAAUAUUUGUGUGUGAAAUAAAAGACAAAUGUAAUAUGGUGACCAUUUCCCCAUGAUAAUACUGCUUCAAUGUCAAAAUGUGUCACAGACCAAAAAUGUCAGCCAAAAAAAAAAAAAAAGAAAUGAAAAAAGAAUCAGUCUCAUUUUUGUGAUUUAUUUUUCUCCAACAUUUUGAAUCAUAUUAAAUCUGGUCUUGUGAGUGGCAGUGUGAGAAGAUCAUCUUAAGGAUAGGCACCUUUUGUUAUCAUAACAUCAAGAAGGUGUGUCGUAUCUCUCUGUUAUCACACUGCCACGCUUGUCACGCUGUGUAAAUGUCAGCCCAGAGAUCACUCAUACUACAUACAAGGAAUGAAAGAAUAAAAAUAAAUACCACCCAUCUUUCAUAAAAUAA
Lates calcarifer (barramundi perch) is the source of this 2384-nucleotide messenger RNA. RefSeq names its product solute carrier family 35 member G2b (gene slc35g2b). Gene Ontology annotation, cellular component: membrane. The record is from RefSeq and is a predicted model, not a curated record. Lineage: Eukaryota; Metazoa; Chordata; Actinopteri; Centropomidae. Bases 614 to 1864 code for a protein of 416 amino acids. The transcript is spliced from 2 exons.